Molecule: messenger RNA, 3586 nt
Organism: Fundulus heteroclitus (mummichog)
Lineage: Eukaryota; Metazoa; Chordata; Actinopteri; Cyprinodontiformes; Fundulidae
Product: FERM and PDZ domain-containing protein 3-like
Exons: 1
Coding region: 23-2749 (908 amino acids)
Source: RefSeq, a predicted model, not a curated record
UGAAUUGACAGAUGUUUCUGAGAUGGUGUCAGCAAUGAAGCAAAACCAGAACCAGGCAUAUCUACUAGCUCACCAUAUCAACAAGGAGCGUAUUCUCUGCCGCCGGGACUUCCCCAUGGCAAUCCCUGGCUGCACAGCAAAGACCAUAGGGACUGGGGCCUUUACUGUGGGUCAGAUCCGCGCUGGUUGCCCACCCAAGCAAGUAAUCCUUAGCAAGACUGUUCCCUUUAAAGUGAGCCCCACCCAAGAUUCAGCAAUUCUUAGGGUCGUGACAGAACAAGGUGGCAAUCAAGACAGUUCUAAGACUGAACAGAAAGCAGAAUUAAAAGCAAUCUCUGAGUCUGCCAAAGCAAACGCCUCUGACUCUGAUUCAAAGCCACUAGAAGUACCGAAAAAAACGGAUACAUCAUUGACACCUCAAGUUAGUGCAGAUCAGAAUAUAUCAAACUCUACAGAAGUAACGCAGUCUCAAAAUCUCUCUGACGGUGUGAAGAUGAAGACAGCAGCACCUCUUACUAUAAACACAAUACACAAAGCCUUACCUAAAAUUUUGCCUGUGGACACAAGUGUCUCUGCCAAAAUCUCCCCCACUAAUAUGUGCCAAGAAGCCACGACUGCCUCCAGUGAGACCAUGAAGCCUUCAAGCUCCGCAGAACUUCUGCCAGUGGAUGACCUGUUCUGCACAUGCCCAGUACAACAGGAGCCUGCACCUCAACUAAGGCUAAAAGACCCACAGGUUCAAAAGAUAGUUGUGUUUCAGUCAUCCUCUCCCACAGAUGAUGAGCGUCUUCGAGCCAAAGGCCUCCAACUGGCAAACAGCAAAGAAAACACAGCAAGAGCAGGACCAGAUCCUAAUUUGGCAAAACCAAGCCCUCAAAUACAAACCAAGUUAUCGCCUCAUUUGCCUGUAAAGGCAGAAAGGAAAGAAACAUCUGAAAACAAGAUUGAGGCUGCCGUCGGGAAAUCCCGCACAGAGCCACAGGAUCAGAAAUGUGCCAUAAAAUCCUUACCUAUUUUAGAUGAUCUCACGAGCCCAAGUCCCAAUGUAGAAAAAGUCUCCACUCUUCCAGCUGGAGACUCAAAGAAGCAGGGCAGUGGUAAGAAGGCACAGCGCAAUGCCCCAUUCUUGAGCUUUAGAAACCUUCUUUCGGCAACAUUUCCUGCAAGAAUGAGAAGAGAGACAGAUGAACGAAGAGCACAGCUGCAAAAAGUCAGGCAGUAUGAGCUAGAGUUUUUAGAGGAACUGCUGAAGCCCAAGUCAUCACAAGGAGAAUUUAUACCCCAAGGAUCUUCUCCUGUGCCAUCAGGCACUCCUUGUGCCUGCCAGCUCCGUACCAGCCCUGUCCUUAAAGCUCCAGGGAUUUCCAGGGAGCAGCGACGCAGUUGUGACUGUAAACGAAUGUGCAGGGGCAUGAGACUUCCUGAUACACCAGUUGGCAGCGCUACAGAGACAAAAAAUCGAGGCAGAGAGAGAACUAUCUCAAAGACCCCUCCAGCUGUUUCCAAAGCCCCUCAUGCCCAAGGUGCCCCCAAGAGACCUCAAACUUUAGAGAUCAAGACUACAAGAAUACGAUCUACCAGUCUUGAGUCAAGAGAGCCAAGAGGAGACCAGAGCUCUUGCGUGCCUACUUGUACUUCUCAAACUGACUGCAUGGGAGCUCCACAAUACAAAAAGCUUCAGAGACGAUACAGUAUUGGGGAGCUGGACAAUAGUUCAAGCACACCGGUGUAUGCUGAAGUGAAGCCAAAAGCCAAAAGUCUGGAGAAAGAAAUGGAAAGAGUGAGAGCCACGGGGCUGAGGCUACCAAUUCCUGUAGAGCCAGUUCACACGCAGUCUCACCAGGCAGAGGGGAAGGGGAAAAGGGGUGUUUUUUUCAUUCAGGGAGAGGAACUGUUACGUGAUACUAAAGAAGGGACUGGGGAGGUUUUGCUCACAUUGCCCAGUGAAGACAGCGAUGACAAAGACAAAUGCUGCUCAUUCUGUUUCUGUUAUAGGAAGUGUGAAGCUGCAGAUGAAAGCAGUGAGAAAGAUGAACUUUCAUACUCCAUACCCCUACAGGUCCUUCCAGGCAUGGACGUUGACUCGCGUACCUUUCCAGUUGUAAGUAAAACACUCCAGGUCCUAAAUGCAGAGGACUGCAGUGGGGAAGAAGAGGAGGAAGAGGAAGAGGAACCACAGACACAGGAUAUUGACCUUAGAACCUGUGGAACACUGGAGGGGAGCCUUGCCCGUGUACAGGCUCUACAGGGGAAAAGUUUCAGUUUACCUGAUGGUUUUCUAAAUGCCCAGCUAGAUGCUAAUGAGUUGUUAGCUAUCCUACGACAGUGUGCCAACAGCCCACAGGCCGAAGGUGAAGCUCGUCUUCAGUCAUCACGGAUUGCAGAGUACAAACAGGAACUGGCGGUGCGAUUCAAAGAGUUCAGGGCAUCAUGUCGGCGAGUGGCAAGUGUUGAAAAAAGCCCAACACGAAUGCUAGCUGUCGUUUCAGAUAGCUUCCAGGUGUUGUGUGAACUGACUCAGACCUUCAUCAAACUUGUCAGAGGAGUCCGCUCGGAAGCCCAGAGGCUACAGCUGUUGAGGAAAGUUGAGGAGGUUGCUAUCAACUACACUUUGCUUCUCCGUGCAGCGGAAGAGUCCAUGGGACACUCAAGUAGUUUGCCAACAAAGACAAUGAGCCCUCAGAUUUGCUCCAAUACCAAUAACAUGAGCUCACUUACACGACCCAUCAAAACUCUGCCUGCCCAGUAGGAACAAAUCUGGCAGGAACGUGUGGAUGGCUACUCUGUCCAAAUUCAUUCUUUAUUUAGCGUUUACAAUUUUUACUACAUCAGCAAUGAAUCAUCCUCAGUAACAAUUGCAACUAUUUCAUCCCAUGUUUACAGGCCCUGAGGUAGCCUUGUUUUGAAAAAAUAGAGAUAUACCAAACUAAUGCACAAUGGAGUAAGAACUCUACAGCAGACUGGGUGACACAGGGCUAAUCACCUCAUAUAAACAUUCACAAUACAGUAUAUAUAUAUAUAUAUAUAUGAAUUGUUCUAGUAAAAUAUUUUAUAUAUCUAUAUAUUAUGUAUAUUUUAGUUGUGUCUAUAUAGCAAAUAAUAUAAAGUUUGUGAAGAAAAUAAUUAUAAAUUUAUUUAAAUAUACUGAAGUAAUAUAAAUAUAAAAGUGAUAAUACACCAGAAGUAAAUGUAUGCAGUGGACAAAAAUAAUUCAGAGAUCUUGUCACGUAGCGACUUCUGUAAACUGAAUAGUCCAAAGGGUUGGCUGGUUAGGUUUUGAUGUGUUUGUGGAAUUUGUCACCUGUUGUAAUGCAAAAUUGAUCUCUGUUGGCUGUGCUGGCAAUGUGUGACAUACAAUUGUGGGGCAAAAUGUAAGGGAAAGAGUUGGAAACAGCAAAGUACUGAACAAGAAGUAUAAAACAGGCUAUACUGAUGACCGGGGCCCCAUUCUCUCAUUACAAAAACGCAGGUAUGGAACACACAUGUUUAGAAGCAGACAAUGUAGCAGAGACCCAAGUCACAGUUUUAUCCACUGUACAGUUAUGAGUGCCAUCACCUCACUCAGCUGUAAAAAAAAAAAAAAAAA